UGCUUAUGACCAGAUAAAUUAACUAAAAUUCAACGUUCAAUGACGUUUUACCCAACUAUUUUCAUUCGUCGCCUAAUGGAAUAUCGUCCUUAUAAUCGGGUAAAGAGAAGCACCGAAACUGUCUCUGGCACUGCCGAAGCCAUAUUAUAGGUGCUGGUAACAACCACAUAGUUUCCAGAACCCUCAGUGCGAUCAUCGCGAUCGAGCCGCGAUCCAUGAUCGCGAGCUCCCCAUAGAAGAUCUCUCGUAGUGCUAUUUUGCUCCAAGGAAACAUGGUAAACGUUUCGUCGAUCGCAGUUUAAUUGUGGAUGUGCAAAGGACAGUGAAACGUUUAGUAUACUAUAUUUCAUUUACGUAGCUGUGAUAAAAUCAUCCACGAUUAAGGAUCAGAUGUGUAGAUGAAGAAAUAAUUAUUGAAUAAAAAUGGAUUGAAGUGAUGGAUUCUAAUAUUGUGAUCUCUCUUUUGGAUUCAAAUAAUCAACCUUUGCACAACCAGUAAUACAGUGUUUAUAAAUUACCAAAGAAUUCUUUUAUUACAAGAUGAUCUGGUAAUAAGACUUGUACAAAAAUUCCAAAAAUCGCUGAUUCAUUGCGACUAUUCGAAGUGGUAUAUGUUAAAAAUCGUAAUUACAGAAUUUGAUGACGAUGGUGAAGCUCGAAUGCACGAGUUGCCCGUGCAGUAUCCACCGUGUUUCUUCAACCCUCUUUGUACCUGUUCGAAAGCCAUUCCCGAUCUUGGCAUAGUCACCUGUUACAAUGUGCCGAUGCCACGGAUCCCUCAGCCUAUCAAUUCCUCCAAGGUGUUCAUGCUACAGUUGGAGAACAAUGGACUGAUGUUCUUGCAGCCGCAGUUUCUUAUGAACACAGGUCUGUACAGUCUACGGAUCAAGCAUAAUCCCCUGGCCGACAUCCCGGACGAAGCUUUCCUAGGGCUUGAGAGAUCGUUAUGGGAGCUCGAAUUACCCUACAAUCGGUUGGAAAGGGUUCCCAGCAGGUCGUUCAGGCAUUUACAGAAACUGCAACUUCUCGACCUGACAGGUAACAAGAUAUCGAAAAUAGUGCCAGAAAAUUGGCGGGGAUUGGAGAAUUCUUUGCAAAAGUUACGAUUGGGUCGAAACGCGAUCGACAAACUUCCGGCCGAUGCGUUCGCCGGUCUCACUUACCUAGACAUGCUCGAUCUCCGAGAGAACAACCUGAAGGAGAUCGAUCCUUCGGUGUUUAGAGACGGCAUGGCACACCUGGUGCACCUAUACCUGAAUGGAAAUCAACUGACUCACGUUCCGUACGCGCAAUUGUCCUCUUUGAAACGCAUGAAGGUGCUUGAUCUCAGCUACAACAGGAUAUCGAAGAUGUUGAACCAUCAGCAAGAACCCGAAAUCAGAGGAUUACAAAUGUCGUUGGAUAUACUGAGAUUGGAUUUUAAUCAGAUCGAGUCAUUGAUGCCUGGGGAUUUUCAACAUUUUUAUAAGAUUAACAGAACUUAUCUCGAUGGCAAUCCUUUGACUAUGAUCGAGGAGGGUGCGUUCAGGGAUUCGAGGAUACGUGAGCUCUACUUCUGCGAUUGCCAUCUAAUGGAAGUGAGUUCCCCUGAUUUCGCUGGCCUGGAAUCGUCCCUUGAAUUGUUAGAUCUUUCGGGGAACAAUAUUACCACCCUUCCAAGUCCAGUAUUCCAAGAAUACGAUUUUCUGCGUACCUUAAUCUUCCGUGAGAACAAGAUCCAAACGUUUUCGCCGGCCGAAGUGUUCAAUGGUUUCCAAUACUCUCUGUACAACCUGGACCUAAGUGGCAGAGAAAACAGCGUGGUGUCUCUUCAGGAUCUAAGACAGAUGCGUAACAUGCGAUUUCUUUCAAUUUCACGGAUGCCACAGUCGACCUUGUCCACGGAAGAUUUCAUGGAAUACGGGAUGGACAUCAAGGAGCUUCGUAUCGUUCAAAGCAACCUGAACACCAUCAAAGGUCACGCUUUCAUGCACGUUCGCGGGAUCAAGUACCUGGAUUUCUCGGAGAAUUCGAUCUCGUCGAUAGAGAAUGAAGCUUUCUCCGAGGUCGGUCAUUCGCUUUUAACGUUGAGAAUAGCUCACGGUCUAUCAUCUUCCAUUUCUGAGAUACCACACGCGCCGUUCAAGUUCCUACCGAAUCUACAACAUCUCGACUUCAGCAAUAACAAAAUUAAAUCUCUGCCGGAUACGUCGUUUCAUUUUCUGAAGAGGAUCAAACGGAUCGAGUUGCAGGACAACGAGAUCGAUGACAUUAGAAAGGGAACGUUUCAGGGUGAUAUACACUCGUACCUGGAGGACGUGAAUUUCUCGUUCAAUAAAAUCAAAACCAUUCAAACCCACACAUUCGUCGAUCUACCGAAAAUAACAAUGAUCAAUUUAGAAGAUAAUGCGAUAGAUAAAAUUGAGAGACGGGCGUUUAUGAACAUGAAAUUACUGCAAUACGUUAAUCUACGUGGUAAUAAAAUUAAAGACAUCACCGACGAGGCUUUCCAGAAUCUGCCGGAUUUAGAGUUCCUCGAUCUCUCGUACAAUGACAUGAACGAAUUCGAUUUCGCCUCCUUCGAUCAAGUGGGUACGUUAUCUUCGUUCAAGGUAAACGCCAGCCACAAUGAGAUUCCGAAAUUGUGGAUCAACAGCACCACGUUCACGCCACCGACCACCAUAGGUGGCGCGAUACAAUCGAACAUCAAAGUCUUAGAUCUCAGCUACAACAACAUCAGCGACAUAAUGAGGUACUACUUUAAGCCAGUCGAGUACUCGUUAACACACCUCUACAUAUCCCACAAUCAGCUGAGCAACGUGACCCAAGGUGUAUUCGGAAACAUGCCGCAUCUUCAGUGGCUCGAUUUGAGUCACAACGAUUUGAUAGAAGUCGAUUUCGACUGCUUUCGAAAUACGAAGAACCUUCAAGUUCUCUUUCUGUCCUGGAACAACAUCAUGGACAUUCCAGCAGAGGCACUGAGACCCCUGAAGAAACUCAGGAUCGUCGAUCUAUCUCAUAAUAAACUUAGAACACUAUCGGAUAACAUGUUUGGAGACGCGAACAUCGAAAGCCUCGAUCUGUCUCAUAAUCAAUUUAUGAGACUGCCAAUGAAGACUAUGUCCAUCUCUGCAGCUGCCAGUUUAUCCAUCUUGGAUAUGUCCUGGAACUCGUUGUCGGGAAUUCAUACCACGGACGCGAUAUUCAGACUAAGAACUUUAACAUGGUUGGAUCUGUCGUACAAUCGAUUAGUCAGGCUCGACGAUGGUGUAUUCUCUGAUUUGCAAUACCUAACUCAUCUUGAUUUAAGUCAUAACAAACAGUUAUUGCUGGAAACACGUGGAAGAACGUUUCAUGGCUUGGAAGAUUCGCUUCUUUAUCUCGACUUAAGCAAUAUUUCCCUUUUGAGUGUGCCAGAAUUACCACUGCGACGAUUACAAACGUUGUAUUUGGCGCACAAUGAGUUGGCAUCGAUACCAGCUGAAAUGGCAUCGAACUUAACCUCCCUUCAUUAUCUAGAUCUAAGUGCCAACGAUCUGACGGUGGUGCCAUUGAUCACGCACACCCUGCCGGAACUGAAAACCUUCAAUAUAGCAGAUAAUCCUAUCACGGCGGUUAGUAACACUAGCUUCUUGGGAAUCGCGGACAGUCUCGAGGAAUUGGACAUAAGGCGAUUGUCUUUGUCAACGUUCGAGAGUGGAGCUUUUUGUAAAGCUACGAAACUUCGCAGACUGUAUAUAACCGCUUACACUGGAAUUAAGAAUUUCAAUUUUCCUAAUCUUCUGGAGUACAAUCAUGGCCUGAGGCAUUUACUCAUCGACAUACAAAAUGAGACGAAUCUGGGGAAAGAAAUGAGAGGAAAAUUUCCGAAUAAAUUGUUCAAUAUAACGUUGACUGGACAAGCCUUGAAGUAUCUCAAUCCAGAAAUACUGAAAGGUAUAAGGAAUCCCCACUUGCAUUUCGGGCUGUACAACACGAGCGUGAACAUGGUGUCGAGGCUAAUAUUUGAUAAUGCGGAUUGGGUUAGAAACGUGACGAUCCAUGUCCAUAACAGCGAUAUUCGAACCCUUUAUAAUCCAUUGAACGGAUAUAAACCAGGUGUCCCAGGGAAACGAUUUCUGACCAAACUCACCGUGGCGGGUAGCUACUUCAAUUGUGACUGCGACAUCGGAUGGAUGGAAAAUUGGCAAAGGAAGCACAGACAGUAUCAAGAGGACCGUUGUACUACUUAUAGUGAAUUCAAGAACUUCGAUCGGGACGAAGAGGACGAUCAGUUCGAUUGUUGGGACAAUGGUUGGGACGACGAUCUUCGCGAAUCGUUUUGUUUGAACAAGAACAACAUUUCAGUGUUGGAAGCAUUGAAAACCGACCUCGAAUGUGGAUGGGGAACCGCGAACUAUGUCCGCACGUCUUAUCAUCUCGUUCUCCUCUUCGUUGUUCUAACAACGACGAUCUAUUAACUCUUAUCUUCUUGGCCUAUUCGCAUUUCACACUUUUCAGAUCGAUCACCGUCCCUCCUUUCACGAUCGUUUCCAGUGCAAACACGCGAGAUUCGUUUCACAGAAACCAUUAUUCCCAUUCUAUGCAUCAAGAACCUUGAACUAGUACACAUAGUAGAUCAGGAAAUUUUCAAAUUUUUAAUUGCACUAUUUUGAAAUUAGCUUACAAUUAUUUGCAAACAAAUAUGGUUUCUCGACGAGUAUGCACUCGAAUCGAGUGGAAGGAGAACGAACUCUUGCACACCCCCUUGUUCCCUUCAAACUUUGAGCAGCACGCUUCGAAUCAAUGAGACUGUCGGAUCAAUUGUUCAGAUACUCGUACAAAAACUGAUUAAUCACGGAUCGAACGUGUACAGGAACAGUACACGUGUGUCCGUCGAAAUCGUCGGAAUGAAUAGGAAUUGAAGUUUUAUUCACACUUCGUAGAAAUUAACGAUUGUUCUUGCGAUCGUUGUAUAAAAUGGUAACAAUGUAGCAAGGUCUUAUCGUUUUUUCCACCGAUUUACAUGGAAUAAUUUAGACUUUAAGAUUCUGAUAGAAAUCAAUAGUAAUCAUCUUUCUAUGCUUCAGGCGUUUUCUAUGAAGAAACAUUUGCUUUCAUUGCUGGAAAAUCUUGGGCUCGACAGUGAAAGAAAUGAAAAAUUAACACGUUGAUUGGUACACGAUAGAUAUAGCUACGUCUGGUAUGGCACACGAUCAUUUUAUUAAUUCGCUAUUUUCGAUUAUCAGUGUAAGUCAGUGAUGUUCAGAAUAUUUCUUUUUAGUUAUUCGACUAAAUUGGAAUGACAAUCAACGUGGUAAUAAGACUUGGUAGCUUUAAAAUUACAUUCUCAAACGAUAUCAUUACCUGUAAUAAAUUUCAUAGCAAAGAAAUUUUGUAUUAUCUGUUACGAAAACGAGAUAAAAAAAUAUGUGCUUGCAGAUAUACGCUGUCGACACGUUUUUUUUUUUUUUUUUUUUUUUUUAAAUAAAA
This is a messenger RNA of Osmia lignaria (orchard mason bee), 5451 nucleotides long. It is a transcript of the gene chp, whose product is annotated as leucine rich repeat containing G protein-coupled receptor chaoptin. Gene Ontology annotation, molecular function: protein binding. Gene Ontology annotation, cellular component: extracellular matrix. NCBI's taxonomy places the organism in Eukaryota, Metazoa, Arthropoda, Insecta, Hymenoptera, Megachilidae. The record is from RefSeq and is a predicted model, not a curated record.